CAUAAGAACACAUGUUGAUAUAAUAUAAUAAAAAUUUAAGUUUUUAAUAUAACGAUAGAGACUACGAAAAAAUUAGUGGCACGAACCAUAAACUUAGACCGAGGAGGAUUUGUUGAGAGUUUCUUCAAAGAGCCAAAGUAAAGAUUAUUGAUGUUGCUUGAAUCUUUUCUUGAAAUGCUCAAUUCAGAUACAUAUCUCAAUCAUAUUUUUCUGUUAUCUCUUGACUUCCUACUGUUGUUCAUCUUGUUAGUUCUACUAGUUUUUAAGAUAUCAUUGAGGAAUUUAUUAUCUUAUGGAAUUACUAAGUUGUCAAUUUCUUCAACCAUUUUUAAUGGAUGUUUGAGCUUAGGAUACAUAGUAUUUGGAGUAUGGAAGCUUAAAGAGCAACACCAAGAAUAUGAACUUGUUGUCCAUGGCAUUACAUGGUUAUUUGUAAGUUUAUUCAUUAGCUUACGCAAGAAACAAACUUUCCUUAUAGUGAAGAUUUAUUCAAUCAUUGCAUUCUUGUUAGCAAUGUUUCUUUGCAUAACAUCUAUGUGGAAAUUUAAAUAUGAUCAUGGCAAUGCAAUAGAUUUAUUAAAUGGACUAUCUUUUGUUGGAGCAAUACUUUUGCUCUGCAUUGGAUUUAUUAAGGGAAGUGAAUGUGAUGAGACAUGUUAUAAGCCUUUACAAGAUUUUGAAGAUGGAAUUACUCCAUUUGCAAAUGCUGGAUUUCUUGGGAAUUUGUCAUUUUGGUGGUUGAAUCCAUUAAUGAAGAAAGGUAAGAGUAAGACUCUUGAGGACGAAGACGUUCCUCAUCUAAGAUUAGCCGAUGAAGCAGGAACAUGUUUUGAUCAGUUCAAUGAGAAAGUGGAUAUGCUUAAAAGAAAAGACCCUUUAGGAAAACUUUCUAUAUUAAUGGCAAUACUCCUCUGCCACAAAAAAUCUAUCCUGAUAUCGGGGGUGUUUGCUCUAAUUAAGGUCUUAACGCUGACAACAGGACCGUUGUUUCUUCAUACGUUUAUCAAGGUUGCUGAAGGAAGAGAAUCCUUUAAGUAUGAAGGAUUUGCUCUAACAGCUGGCUUUUUCCUUGCGAAAUGCUUGGAAUCUUUAGCGGAGAGGCAAUGGCUCUUCAGAAGUAGGCUGAUUGGACUACAAGUAAAAUCUUCACUCACUGCAGCUAUAUUUCAUAAACAACUCCAUGUCUUAAAUGCUGCAAAGAAAACUCAUUCCCCUGGCCAGAUAAUGAACUAUGUCACUGUGGAUGCUCAUAAAAUAGGUGAAUUCCCCUUUUGGUUUCAUCAGAUAUGGACGACAUUUCUUCAGCUCGUCCUAGUGUUAUGUGUAAUGUACUAUUCUAUAGGGGUAGCUGCAUCAGCAGCAUUAGUGAUUGUAAUAGUAACUGUCGUAGCGAAUUCCCCGUUAUCCAAGUUGCAGCUUAAGUAUCAGACUAACCUCAUGAUAGCACAAGAUAAAAGGCUAAAGGCAAUCACGGAAGCACUCGCGCAUAUGAAGGUUCUCAAGUUAUAUUCUUGGGAGAAACAUUUCAUGGACGCGAUAAGCAAGUUGAGAUCAGAAGAAACCAAGUGGCUUUCAUUUGUACAAACACAAAAAGGAUACUACCUCGUCCUGUUUUGGUCAUCUCCUAUUCUGGUCUCAUCUGCAACUUUUGUAGCUUGUUACUUGUUUGGAGUUCCUCUUCAUGUCAGCAAUGUUUUCACAUUUCUAGCCUCAAUAAACCUUGUUCAGCAACCUAUUAGAAAUCUCCCUGAUGUUGUUGGGGCAUUUAUUGAAGCAAAGGUUUCGCUGUCGAGGAUUGUGAAAUUUCUUGAGGAACCUGACAUGCAUACAAGGGAUAUGAAGAAGAAAAGGCAAGAUGAUGUGAACAUUUGUAUAAACUGCACUGAUGUUUCUUGGGAGAUGAAUACUUUAAAGCCUACAUUAAAGGACAUAAAUAUCGAUAUUAAACAUGGUGAAAAAGUAGCUGUAUGCGGUGAAGUUGGCUCAGGGAAAUCUACCCUCUUGUCUCUGAUUCUUGGAGAAGUUCCAUACAUCAAUGGCACAGUUGAUGUUUAUGGAAAGAUAGCGUAUGUUUCACAGACAGCAUGGAUUCAGACAGGGACCAUACAAGAAAACAUCCUAUUUGGAUCAAAUAUGGAACCACAAAGAUAUCGGCAAGCUAUAGAAAGGAGUUCACUGGUGAAAGACUUGGAGAUGCUUCCAUUUGGUGAUCUUACUGAGAUAGGAGAAAGAGGUAACAAUUUGAGUGGAGGGCAAAAGCAAAGGGUUCAACUUGCUCGUGCCCUCUAUCAGGAUGCAGAUAUUUACCUCUUGGAUGAUCCAUUUAGUGCUGUAGACGCACAUACCUCGACCAAUCUGUUUAAUGAUUACGUCAUGGGUGCUCUAUCAGGAAAAACUGUGCUGCUGGUAACACAUCAAGUUGAAUUUCUUCCAGCAUUUGAUUCUAUUUUGCUAAUAUCUAGUGGGAAGAUCAUGGAAUCCGGUACUUUUGAUGAGUUGCUGACAAAGAGUGAAGAAUUUCAGGACCUUGUUAGUGCACAAAAAACUACUUCUGAUCCUAAAUGUCAAGAAGUUCAUGCUACUAAUAAAAGGCCUAUGGAAGCUGAGAUAGAGUUUGAUAAUAAUGUUUCCUCGGAGGAACGAGAUGAUGUAGUUUCUCUAAAAGGAGAUCAAUUAAUCAAAGCAGAAGAACGAGAAGUAGGAGACGCUGGAUUGAAGCCAUACAUACAAUAUCUAAAGCAUAACAAAGGAUUCUUGUAUUUCUCCUUGGCAGUCAUUGUUCACUCAAUGUUUGUAGUUGGGCAAUAUAUACAGAGCUACAAGUUGGCUAUUGACCUUCAAGAUUCUAGUGUUAGCAGAUUAAAGUUAAUCAGGGUCUACACAGUCAUUGGCCUUAGUGUAAUACUCUUUCUGAUUUUAAGAUCCGUAUUAGCGGUAAAGCUGGGGCUUGGUGCAUCAAAAUCAGUUUACACUACACUGUCAAGCUCUCUUUUCUUUGCACCAAUGUCCUUUUUUGACUCGACGCCUUUUGGAAGAAUGCUUAGUCGGGUAUCUUCAGAUUUGAGCAUUGUUGACAUUGAGUUGCCUUUCUUACUGAACUACACUGUUGGAUCAAUCAUUAUUUCAUACUCUACCUAUGUCAUCCUGUGUUUUUUCGCUCCAGAGGUCCUGCUGAUCAUCGUGCUUAUGAUUUACGUAACUAUAUUAGUUCAGAGAUACUACAAUGCUUCUGCUAAAGAACUGAUGAGAUUAAAUGGAACGACAAAGUCUUUAGUCGCCAAUCAUUUAGCUGAAAGCAUUUCUGGGAUAAUGACUAUUCGAGCUUUUGGACAGGAAGGCCGUUUCUUUUUGAAGAACUUGGAGUUUAUCGAUAAAAAUGCUAGGCCAAUUUUCCAUACAUUUUCAGCAACUGAAUGGUUAAUUCUACGUUUGGAGAUAAUAUGCACGAUUAUCAUGUCCUCAUGGAUGCUUGGCAUGACAUCUCUUCAUAGCGGGAGCUCUGGACUUACUGGAAUGGCAUUCUCCUAUGGCCUAUCACUAAAUGCAAUACUUGUUUGGUGUGUUCAAUGUCACUGCACAUUAGAAAAUUCUAUAAUCUCUGUAGAAAGGCUAGAACAAUACAUGAGAAUACCUAGUGAAGAAUCUGAACUAGUGCAAACAAACCACCCUCUACCUGGUUGGCCUACGUGUGGCAAAGUGGAAAUUCGAGACCUAAAGGUGAGGUACAGGCCAAAUGCUCCAUUAGUUCUUCAAGGUAUUAGUUGUACAUUUGAAGGGGGACAAAAGAUUGGAGUUGUAGGUAGAACAGGCAGUGGGAAAACAACUCUUAUCAGUGCAUUGUUUCGACUAGUUGAGCCUACAGAUGGCAAGAUCAUCAUCGAUGAAUGUGAUAUUUCAACGAUUAGGCUUCAUGACCUUAGGUCGCGUGUUGGAAUUAUUCCACAAGAUGCUACACUCUUUACAGGUUCUGUAAGAUACAAUUUAGACCCCUUAUCAAAAUAUAGUGAUGACCAGAUAUGGAAUGUUCUUGACAAGUGUCAGCUUAGAGAGGCUGUCCAAGAAAAAGAAGGGGGACUAGAUUCCUCAGUUGUACAAGAUGGAUCAAACUGGAGUAUGGGACAGAGACAAUUGUUCUGUCUGGGACGCGCGUUGUUGAAGAGGAGUCGAAUUCUAGUGUUAGAUGAAGCCACUGCUUCCAUUGACAAUGCUACAGAUGCAAUUCUGCAGAAAACAAUCAGGAUAGAAUUUGCUGACUGCACAGUUAUAACAGUUGCUCACAGAAUUCCAACAGUUAUGGAUUACACUAAAGUUUUAGCAAUAAGUGAUGGGAAAUUAGUUGAGUUUGAUGAGCCAAAGAAGUUGAUAAACAAAGAGGGAUCAUUAUUUAGAAUGCUUGUUAAAGAGUAUUGGGCUCGUGUUGAAAAGUGAAAUAACUAGAAAAAUUUGAUAUUGGGGCAUAAUUAUUGUAUUUGAAUUAAUUAUAAAGUUGCAUUAUAUGGUUCACAUUUGCAACUAGGCUAUCACAAACCAACUUGAAUUGUUGGUUACUUGUAUGUCAAUGGAAAAUUAGAUACAAUAUUUAUUUGU
This is a messenger RNA of Solanum pennellii, 4587 nucleotides long. RefSeq names its product ABC transporter C family member 10-like. NCBI's taxonomy places the organism in Eukaryota, Viridiplantae, Streptophyta, Magnoliopsida, Solanales, Solanaceae. Gene Ontology annotation, biological process: transmembrane transport. The transcript has 11 exons. Gene Ontology annotation, cellular component: plant-type vacuole; vacuolar membrane. Bases 151 to 4428 code for a protein of 1425 amino acids. The record is from RefSeq and is a predicted model, not a curated record. Gene Ontology annotation, molecular function: ATP binding; ATP hydrolysis activity; ABC-type transporter activity.